Molecule: messenger RNA, 2472 nt
Organism: Emericellopsis atlantica
Lineage: Eukaryota; Fungi; Ascomycota; Sordariomycetes; Hypocreales; Bionectriaceae
Product: Six-hairpin glycosidase-like protein
Exons: 2
Coding region: 1-2472 (823 amino acids)
Biological process (GO): carbohydrate metabolic process
Source: RefSeq, a predicted model, not a curated record
AUGGACUCAUCCCUCCUAGACACAGACUGGAUCUGGCAUCCAGAUUGGGUGGACUAUGGCCAAGGCACAGCAGGAGGCUUCGUCCACUUUCGCAAGGCUCUACAACUUGACCAUGUGCCGUCGGGGCCACUGGUCAUCCAGAUCACGGCUGACACCAAGUACAAACUGUACAUCAACCACCAGAAUGUCCACAGUGGUCCAGUCAAGGGAGACGAACACAUGUGGUUCUACGACGAGCUCGAUAUCCAGCCCUUUUUGAAGACUGGCGUCAACCACAUCGGCAUCAAGGUCCUGAGGUUCUUUCACGCUUCGGCGCAUGCGACGAGUUUCCCGAGGAUGCCGAUUCCGGGCCUUUUUGUUCGCACACCGGACAAGGAGGCUCGCGCAAAGUUCGGAAUCCAGAGUGACGACUCUUGGGAGACGAGCCUCGACACUUCCCUCAUCUUGCGCGUCGACCAAGACGAGGACGACUUUUUGCACGUCUACGAGAAGACCAACCCUGACCCGGGUAUUUCCAGUACCUCAACACUCCAAUGGAUUCGGGCAGUCUGUCUCGAGCUGCCCAAGUCACACGGCAUCUCACCACCAUGGGUCCUCACGCCCCGUAUGAUACCAGUCGCCAAGGUCUCGCCCCUCUCGUUCCAAGAGAUUCACAACAUCCAAAGCUCGAUCCCUCUAUCAGCAUGGGAAGAUUGCCUUCUCAACAAAGACAAUCGCGCGCCGCUGGUUUUCCCACGGGGAUCGGUGCAUCAUGUGGAGCUUGAGCUCCCUCAUCACGCCACGGCAUGGCCAACCUUCCGGUUCAAGCGACCUGAUCUCCCGGGGAGCCGCUUGACAGUCACCUAUUCGGAAGCCUAUGAAGACGAGCCCCUCUCUACCCCCUACGCUCGCAGCAAAGGAGACCGGCGCGACACCAACAAAUUGCUCACGGGUCCUCAAGAUGAAUACUACACCUCUCAAGCCAGGGAAGAAGAGACGUUUGCGCCCUUCCACUUCCGCACACUACGAUUCAUGGCCCUUUAUAUUCUUGUCAGUGACCAAUGCCCUCUGGAGCUGAUAGGGGUCGAGCUGGACAUGACACACUAUCCCCUAGAUGUCCUCGGAGGCUUCAGCAUUCCCGGCGCGCCGGAGCACGACACCUACUAUCAAAAGAUGUGGAGAAUCAGUGUUCGAACUUUGACAAACUGCAUGCACGACUGCUACGAGGAUUGCCCAUUCUACGAGCAGCUCCAAUACGCCAUGGACGUCCGGAGCUCCUGUCUGUUCACCUAUGCCGCGGCGGGCGACGACCGCAUGGCACGUCAAGCCAUAGUGCAGCUGCACAACUCGUAUCGGCCAGGUGUUGGCCUCAUCGCCAGCCGUAGCCCAAGCCACCAGCUUCAGAUCAUCCCGCACUUCUCGCUGUUCUGGAUUUGCACAGUGGCGGAUCACUUCCAACACUACGCCGACGCUGGCUUUACCCGGCGAUUUCUGGCAGCCUGUGACGGUAUCCUGGAGACGUUUGCCCGACGGAUCGACUCUAACUUGGAUCUCGUUUCCGCAAGUCAGGAGGCACUGGGUACGCACUGGGACUUUGUCGAUUGGACGAACGAGUGGCGGCCCAUGGGCAUCCCCCCAGCCGCGAAGCGAACCGGGUUCCAGACAUAUACUAACAUGAUCUAUGCGUACACGCUCCGAGCCGCAGCAUCAGUGGUGGGCAAGACAGGAAGACCUGCUGUCGCAUCAGAGUACGAAUCGCGGGCAGACGCCGUCAUCGAGGCUGUCCGGGCGCGCUGCCAAGUCGACACGCUCUUCACAGACGGUCUGGCCUCCUCGGCGGAUCUCGCGGAGGACUUCAGCCAGCACAACCAGAUCUGGGCCGUUCUCAGCGGCGCAGUGACGGGGGGCGCGGCUCACGAUUUGUUGGUGCGCUCACUGCCUGCAGCCCGGGACAUGGGCCUCAUGCCAUCGAGGUCUGUCCAGGACGACACGCAGCACCCGAAGCUCACCGAGCCAUCCAUGGCCAUGUCCUUCUACAUGUUUCGCGCCCUCUCAGCUGUGGGUGGACGUCUCUACGAUGACUUGUUCCACUCUCUCUGGGGACCUUGGAAGGCACAGAUAUCGCAGAACUUGACAACGUGGUGUGAGGAUGACGUGACGCGACGGUCCGAUUGCCAUGCGUGGUCCUGCGCGCCGUUGUACGAAUUCAUGUUCGAGGUGGCCGGCAUCUAUCCUGGUGAAGCCGGGUGGGCAGUAAUCGCUUUCAAGCCGCGUCUGAGUCUGUUCAGGGAUUUCGAGUGCCGGGUGCCGCUUGGUGGAAGACUGGCCCCAGGGGUGGCACAUGUUUCCUGGAAACGCGGGCGCGACGAGUCGACCACAUUGAUCUCGGUGGAGUUGCAGGGUGUCAGCGAGAAGGCAGUUCCCAUCCGGGUUGAGCUUCCUAAUGGGCAGAGGGAAGAAUACGUGGGACCGGUCGUCUCCUUGCGAGUCUAG